CGCCGUGUGAAUUGCGUCGGGAAGUGACGUCAGGUUGGACUGCUUGUACGGCCCUUUACCAUUCCGCUGGUCUGCUGGUUAGGAGCGGGGCUUGUAUCCUCAUUCCCGGUUCUGCGGCAUCGCACACCGGCACCGAGAGCGGCGACGCGCCAGCGGGAGUACGCAGCGGAGGCGCCCGUCACCCGAGAAACCCUAGCUGCGAAAGUAAGUAAAGAACCAUGUCCGACUUUGUAGAAAGUGAAGCAGAAGAGUCUGAGGAAGAGUACACUGAAGAUGGGGAGGUUGUACAGAGAACCACAAAGAAGUUUGUGGAAGAGGAGGAUGAUGAGGAAGAGGAGGAAAAUCUGGAUGACCAGGAUGAACAAGGGAAUUUGAAGGGUUUUAUCAAUGAUGACGAGGAUGAGGAGGAGGAGGAAGAAGAGGAAGGAGGAAGUGAGUCUGGAGGCUCAGAAGAUGAAAUUGGCCACAAAAUAAGAAAACGCACAUUUGAUGACCGAUUGGAAGAUGAUGAUUUUGAUCUCAUUGAAGAAAACUUGGGUGUGAAAGUGAAGCGUCAAAAGUUCAGGCGAGUGAAAAAGAUGUCUGAUGAUGAAGAUGAGGAGGAAGAUGCAGGAAAGGAGGAGCAUGAAAAAGAGGCAAUUGCUGAGGAAAUCUUCCAGGAUGGUGAAGACGAUGGCAGGCACGAGUCUGUGGAACAGCCGAUUAUUGCCCAUGAGGAGGAGGAAGAAGAGGAGGAAGAGGAAUCUGACAUUGAUGAUUUCAUUGUUGAUGAUGAUGGGCAACCAUUGAAAAAACCCAAAUGGAGGAAAAAACUUCCGGGAUAUGCUGAUGCUGCUUUACAGGAAGCUCAAGAGAUCUUUGGUGUAGAUUUUGAUUAUGAAGAAUUUGAAAAAUACAAUGAGGAUGACGAGGAAAUGGAAGGGUAUGACUAUGAGGACGAGGAAGGAGAAGGUGAGACACGAGUGCGUCCUAAGAAAACUGCUAAGAAGCGUGUGAGCAGACGCAGCAUCUUUGAAAUUUAUGAACCCAGUGAACUGGAAAGCAGCCAUCUGACCGACCAGGACAAUGAGAUCCGGACCACAGACCUGCCAGAAAGAUUCCAGCUGCGGAACAUACCUGUCAAAUCUGCUGAAGACGAUGAGCUUGAAGAAGAGGCAGACUGGAUUUACAGAAAUGCAUUUGCAACACUGACUAUCUCUCAGCAGGAAACCUGUGAUUACCUGGAACGAGGGCAGGUUGGCAGCAGCUUCAGCCGCAAGGGACCUAGCACCAUACAGAAGAUCAGAGAAGCUCUAAACUUCAUGAGGAAUCAGCACUUUGAGGUGCCAUUUAUUGCAUUCUACAGGAAAGAGUAUGUGGAACCUGAACUCAACAUUAACGACUUGUGGCGUGUGUGGCAGUGGGAUGAGAAGUGGACCCAGCUCAGGGUGCGAAAACAGAAUCUGAUGCGUCUGUUUCAGAAGAUGCAGGCUUAUCAAUAUGAGCAGAUCUCUGCGGAUCCAGACAAGCCAUUAGCAGAUGAAGUACGACCUUUAGAUACCACUGAUAUGGAGAGGUUGAAAGAUGUACGGUCAAUGGAUGAACUAAGGGAUGUGUAUAACCACUUCUUGCUGUACUAUGGGAGAGAUAUUCCAAAGAUGCAGAAUGCAGCAAAGUCCAACCAGAAGAAACUAAAACGCAUCCCUGAGGAGGGAGAUGAGGAAGGAGCUGAAGCUGUAGAGCAAGAAGAUGAGGAGCAAAAGGGGCCAGAGUUAAAGCAGGCUUCACGUAGAGAUAUGUAUUCAAUCUGCCAAAGUGCUGGUCUGGAUGGCUUGGCAAAGAAGUUUGGUCUGACACCAGAGCAGUUUGGCGAGAACCUGCGAGACAGUUACCAGCGUCACGAGACUGAGCAGUUUCCAGCUGAGCCUCUAGAACUUGCUAAAGAUUAUGUGUGCAGUCAGUUCAGUACAGCAGAGGGAGUGCUGGAAGGGGCCCGGUACAUGGUCGCUUUGCAGAUUGCUAGGGAGCCGUUGGUCAGACAGGUUUUAAGGCAGACCUUUCAAGAAAGAGGCAAGAUCAACGUUGUUCCAACCAAGAAAGGCAGAAAGGAAAUUGAUGAAGCCCAUUUUGCAUAUGCCUUCAAAUAUCUGAAGAACAAACUUGUUAAGGAGCUUAGAGAUGACCAGUUUCUUAAGAUGUGCAUUGCAGAAGACGAAGGUCUGAUCACCAUUGAUAUCUGCAUUGAUAUGAAGGAUGUUGAGGGCUUUGGCAAUGAACAGACCUACUUCGAGGAGAUCAAGCAGUUCUAUUACAGAGAUGAGUUCAGUCACCAGGUGCAGGAGUGGAACAGGCAGCGGACACUGGCCAUCGAACGUGCCCUGAAACAUUUCCUCUACCCUCAAAUGGGUAAAGAGUUAAAAAGCAAACUUCUUCUGGAGGCCAAAGAUUUUGUAAUAAAGUCUUGUAGCCGAAAGCUGUACAACUGGCUUAAAGUGGCACCAUACCGGCCUGACCAGCAAGUGGAGGAAGAUGAUGACUUCAUGGAGGAGAGCCAGGGAAAAGGACUCCGUGUACUGGGCAUCGCCUACUCCUCUGCCAGGGAUCACCCUGUGUUUUGUGCCCUCAUUAAUGGAGAGGGUGAUGUGACAGACUUCCUGCGUUUGCCGUACUUUACCAAGAGGAAAAAUGCUUGGAGGGAAGAGGAAAGAGAACGAAAGGCCCAUGACAUGGAGACUCUGAAAAAGUUUUUGAUAAGCAAGAAGCCUCAUGUUGUUGCCAUUUCCAGCGAGAAUCGGGAUGCACAGAUGAUGAUUGAAGAUGUUAAGCGCAUUGUACAUGAGCUUGAGCAAGGACAGCAGAUGUCUUCUAUUGGUGUAGAAAUGGUGGACAAUGAGCUGUCCAAUUUAUACAUGAACAGCAAAAAGUCUGAAUGUGACUUUCGAGAUUACCCACCAGUGUUACGUGAGGCGGUCUCCAUUGCUCGGCGUAUCCAGGACCCUUUGAUUGAAUUUUCUCAGGUCUGCAGCACGGAUGACGAUAUCUUGUGUCUGAAACUGCACCCAUUACAGGAUCAUGUAGUGAAAGAAGAAUUGCUGAAUUCCCUGUAUUAUGAGUUCAUCAACCGAGUAAAUGAGGUGGGAGUGGAUGUCAACAAGGCUAUUUCUCAUCCAUACACCCAGUCCCUCAUUCAGUAUGUGUGUGGACUUGGACCACGUAAGGGUGCUCACCUGCUGAAGGUUCUUAAACAAAACAAUACACGUCUGGAAAAUCGCACCCAAUUAGUCACUAUGUGUCAUAUGGGUCCCAAAGUUUUCAUCAACUGUGCUGGCUUCAUUAAGAUUGACACCAACUCCCUUGGAGAUAGUACUGAUUCCUAUAUUGAAGUCCUGGAUGGCUCUCGAGUGCACCCUGAAACGUAUGAAUGGGCUCGAAAAAUGGCAGUAGAUGCUUUGGAGUAUGAUGAGUCUGCAGAAGAUGCCAACCCAGCAGGAGCUCUGGAGGAAAUUCUCGAAAAUCCAGAGAGACUGAAAGACCUUGACUUGGAUGCAUUUGCAGAGGAACUUGAGAGACAGGGUUAUGGAGAUAAACAUAUUACGCUAUAUGAUAUUCGUGCUGAGCUCAGCUGCAGAUACAAAGACCUUAGGACACCUUUCCGGUCAGCUAACCCUGAAGAAGUCUUUAACAUACUGACCAGGGAAACACCAGAGACUUUCUAUAUAGGUAAACUGAUAACCUGUAAUGUAGUAGGGAUUGCACACAGAAGACCCCAAGGAGAAAGUUAUGACCAGGCUAUCAGGAAUGAUGAGACAGGCCUGUGGCAGUGUCCAUUUUGUCAGCAGGAUAACUUCCCAGAGCUCAGUGAGGUAUGGAAUCAUUUUGACAGUGGCUCCUGUCCUGGGCAAGCUAUUGGUGUGAAAGCCAGGCUGGACAAUGGAGUGACUGGCUUCAUCCCAACCAAGUUCAUCAGUGAUAAAGUGGUAAAGCGCCCUGAAGAGAGAGUAAAGGUGGGCAUGACUGUCCAUUGUCGAAUAAUGAAAAUCAACAUUGAGAAGUUCAGUGUUGAUAUGACUUGCCGAACAUCUGAUCUGAUGGACAAAAACAAUGAAUGGAAGUUGCCAAAGGACACCUACUAUGAUUUUGAUACAGAGGCCGCACAUCAAAAGCAAGAUGAAGAACUGAAGAAAAAGCAGCAGCGUACAACUUACAUAAAGCGAGUCAUCGCCCAUCCUUCUUUUCACAAUAUUAAUUUCAAGCAAGCUGAGAAGAUGAUGGAGACAAUGGAUCAAGGAGAUGUCAUCAUCCGACCAAGUAGUAAAGGCGAAAACCAUUUAACAGUCACAUGGAAGGUCAGCGAAGGCAUCUACCAGCAUGUGGAUGUUAAAGAGGAGGGGAAGGAGAAUGCCUUCAGCCUGGGGUCCACUCUCUGGAUUAACACUGAGGAAUUUGAGGACCUGGAUGAAAUUAUUGCCCGGUUUGUCCAACCGAUGGCUUCUUUUGCAAGAGAUCUAGUCAGCCACAAGUACUAUCAAGACUGUAACUGUGGAGACAAGAAGAAACUUGAAGAACUUUUAAUAAAAACCAAGAAGGAAAAGCCGACAUUCAUUCCAUAUUUCAUCUCUGCUAGUAAGGAGCUCCCUGGGAAAUUCCUCCUGGGAUAUCAGCCUCGAGCUAAACCAAGAGUGGAGUAUGUUACUGUAACACCAGAAGGCUUUAGGUAUAGGGGACAGAUGUUUUCUACAGUCAAUGGACUUUUCCGGUGGUUUAAAGAUCACUACCAGGACCCUGUACCAGGUAUCACCCCAAGCAGCAGCAGCAGAACUAGAACUCCGGCCUCCAUGAGUGCCACGCCUGCCAAUAUUAACCUUGCUGAUCUGACUCGCGCUGUCAAUGCCCUGCCACAAAACAUGACCUCGCAGAUGUUUAAUGCUAUUGCUGCAGUUACUGGACAACAUGGGCAGAACCCCAAUGCCACACCUGCACAAUGGGCAUCCAGCCAGUACGGAUACAGUGGAGGCAGCGGAGGUGGCAGCAGUGCAUAUCAUGUUUUUACAACCCCAGCACAGCAGCCUGUGGCUACCCCUCUGAUGACUCCAAGUUAUUCUUAUGCCACCCCCAGUCAGCCUAUGGCAACACCACAGUAUCACCAGCUGCCGCCAAGUGCCACGCCCACCCCAGCACCUACUCCACAGUCCUCCCAUUCACAAAGUUCGUCCAGCUCCAGUUCCCGGCACAGACAACAGUCCAAAACAAACAGCCAUGCGGCUAUCGACUGGGGCAAAAUGGCAGAGCAGUGGAUGCAUGAAAAAGAGGCAGAAAGACGGAAACAAAAGCAGCGCUUAACCCCUCGUCCUUCUCCAAGUCCUAUGAUUGAGAGUACGCCCAUGUCUGUCGCAGGGGACGCCACACCACUACUUGAUGAAAUGGACCGAUGAACGCAUGGCACAUGAUUUGGAAUAAACAUUCGAUUGACAGAUGGAACAGACUUUCCCAAUGUUGACAAUUGUAUGAAAUGGUUUCCUAGCUCAUAAUUGAGCAUGUUUGUUUAACAGGCCAAUGUGUGCGUAGCCAUACAUGAGACAGCUGGGCCCUUCCACGUGCAGCCUAUAUUUACUUGAUGAGUACUUGGGAAAUCACUUCUCGUGCACCACGCCUCAAUAUCACAUUGGUUUAAUAUUAUAGUAUUGUUUUACUUCCAGGAAGGGAGGUAGAGUAUAAAAAUGCUACUUGUUUUUAUGACCUAUGUUUUAAACAUAGAAUGGGCUUAACUUUUAUUUUAAUUGCAAGUUCGGCCAAAGAAUGAUAAAAAGAGGAGAGGUCUUGAAGCAAAGAUCUCGCUACUCUCCUGAAUGUGCUGAGCAAUCAGAGCUGCCGGAGCUGCUUUAUAAAGACACUUGGUCAUAAGGGCUUAUGGGAACCAUGAUUAGGAAACAUAGUCUGCCAGAGGCAGCUGUCCUGGGCUCCCCCGUACCAGUGUGUUACUGAUCUCUAACUAGACUUAAGAAGGACAUGCUUCAUUACAGUAACAGAUUCUUAGUCUCUGGUUGGAUAGAUUUGGGUAAAUGUAUUUAUUAUUUUUUGUUUUUCUUUGCCCUGAUUCCUCUACUCACUGCAAGCUCCGCUAACAGUACACUUGUGGCUGUGCGCGCUCUCAUUGCGUACAUACUGUAUGUGACAAACGUAGCAUUCUGUUUGUUUUUUAUCAUUUCCAUUGCAGUGCGGAGGUGUCUUGGAUUUCUGCUGCGCCUUACAGUUCUUUUUUUUUUUUUUUUUUUCUCUUUGGGUUUUUUCUGCAGCAGAUAAAUAAAUAGUCUGUAAAGAAAUAA
Molecule: messenger RNA, 6302 nt
Organism: Pseudophryne corroboree (corroboree frog)
Lineage: Eukaryota; Metazoa; Chordata; Amphibia; Anura; Myobatrachidae
Gene: SUPT6H
Product: SPT6 homolog, histone chaperone and transcription elongation factor
Exons: 37
Coding region: 219-5411 (1730 amino acids)
Biological process (GO): nucleosome organization; transcription elongation by RNA polymerase II; transcription elongation-coupled chromatin remodeling
Cellular component (GO): transcription elongation factor complex
Molecular function (GO): nucleosome binding; DNA binding; histone binding
Source: RefSeq, a predicted model, not a curated record